Molecule: messenger RNA, 1690 nt
Organism: Bolinopsis microptera
Lineage: Eukaryota; Metazoa; Ctenophora; Tentaculata; Lobata; Bolinopsidae
Product: solute carrier family 35 member G1-like
Exons: 5
Coding region: 74-1159 (361 amino acids)
Cellular component (GO): membrane
Source: RefSeq, a predicted model, not a curated record
ACAUAACGUAGCUGGAUAUGGCAGUUCAGCGGAACUUUUUCUAAGAUGUCACUUUGGAUUCGAGAACGGGGCUAUGUUUGAGAAGCUAAAAGAUCUGGGUGAUCGAGCUAAAAACGCUGCUGGGAUGGAGAAGUCGCGGCCGCUGAUGUCGCAGGAUGCAAAGUGUUGCAGUAUUAUUAUCCUCUCCUGCUCCUUUUUCUCCCUGAGCUCCUUGUUCACAGAUUUUAUCGACGAUGUGCCGGUAACAGAAAUACUUUGGUGGAGGUUCUUCCUGUGCACCUUGACCUGCAUAUUCUACAACCAGUUCACCGCCCAGCCCCGUCUAGCGCUGACUGCCUGGAAAGACAAACAACUCCUCCUCUCUGCCCUGUUCGGAACUAUCACCGCUUCCUGCACUGUCUUCGCACUAAGACAGUUGCCGAUUGGUGAAGCCACCCUUCUCCUAACCACAGCACCAGUAUUCACAGUACUCCUCUCGUCCUUCUUCCUCAAAGAACAGCUCCAAAUUUCAGACUUUGCCUCCCUUCUUGUGGCCACUGGUGGGGUUAUCUUCGUGGCACAGCCAGAUUUCCUCUUCGGAAGCAGCGAUCAUGGCCCGGCCAGAACGCCAAUAUUCUACUUAGCAAUAGCAGCUGCUCUGACGAGAGGUUUCUUCAAGGCAGCUAAGUAUGUAGCGGUCAGUGUUACAAGUAAUUCCACCUCUGUUCACGUGAUAGUCCUUUAUUUGUCUUCAAUGGGUCUCACAGCCCUUACUCUCAUCAACACUUACAUUGCACUGUCCGCAAGCGGAGAGGGGGUUUCCAAGAGGGAAUUUGUUGGUAUUCCCACAAGCUCGAACUUCCUGUUUAUGCUGCUUAUGUCGAGCUUCUACUUCCUGCAGCAACUCUGUGUGUGCACUGCUAUGAGGUACGGAAAACCAGCAAAAGCGUCCUUACUUAAAUAUUUUGACAUAGUCCUACCCUUCCUGUUCCAAGUCACGAUAUUCAAGCUCUAUCCAAACAGAUGGUCCUUAUCUGGAUGUGCGCUGAUUAUGGCUUCCAUGUUAACUGUCAUUAUUGUGCCUCGUGGCGAUGACAAAAGUCACAAAAUCCUUCCCAUUAACAGUACAGACUCGCCUAAGGUGGGGAAAUAUACCAUUCUCAAAAACCAGGAUGAUUGAUUUUUAAUUUCUGGGUAUUUUACUAUUUUUGGAUGUAAUACAUUUGUAAAAUAUUUUUAGCUUUCAGUAAUCCCUUUUUCUUUGCAUGCUAAGUAGGAUGACCUAAUGAUUCUUCAAAAUCAGGUUUGAUUCUCUAUGAAUGUGAAUACACGUUUUUCAUUACUUUAAAGUAAUUAAUUACUUUAAAGUAAUUAAUGUGAUUUGCUUGAUUUUUAAUUAAGAUUGAUGAGUGGCUUCAGUAAAAAGGUAAAAGAUUCCUUACCAUUCUUUUGAUAAUCAAGUUAUAUUUGAGUAAAUUGGUUAAUUUAUUGAUUUUUGUCAGCAAUUUAUGUAUGAAUGUCGCAAUCUAAAAUGAUUUUGGACAACGAAGUGACAAUGUUUGUAUUCAAUUUUGAAUGGUGAUUUAAUUUUUUUGGUUAUUAAUGAUUUUAUCUAAACUUAAUGGGAAUUGUCAGACCUUAUUUUAAUCUUAGAUAAGAAAUAUUUCGGGAAAGUGCUAAUGAAUGAUAUUUUCGGUUACUUUGUCCUAAA